Messenger RNA from Lindgomyces ingoldianus, 2073 nucleotides. RefSeq lists its product as uncharacterized. Lineage: Eukaryota; Fungi; Ascomycota; Dothideomycetes; Pleosporales; Lindgomycetaceae. Gene Ontology annotation, cellular component: nuclear pore. Gene Ontology annotation, biological process: mRNA export from nucleus. The transcript has 3 exons. Gene Ontology annotation, molecular function: structural constituent of nuclear pore. The record is from RefSeq and is a predicted model, not a curated record. The coding region runs from base 1 to 2073 and encodes 690 amino acids.
AUGGAGUUAGAUGAUAUUCCUGAAAUAGAAGACUUGCAGCAUUCACUUCGCACUGCAGGCCUUGAGCUUAGUCUUGAACGAAGCAAGCACUCAGUCCAAGUAGUCGCCAAGGACGAAGAGAUUCGGAAGCUGCGACUCAGCCAAUUGCUCCUACGUGAUCAGAUCGACGAUCUUCAUGAACAGUUGGAGGAAGAACAAGCGCGCUCGGAUGGGCUGGAAGUGGAAUUGGAUGAUGCUCUAAUGCAAUUGGAUCAACUCAAGGCGGAUGCCGAGUUAUCACAAAACCAGAUUCGCACACAGACCCGGGAGGUCGCAAAUCUAAAGGUACGGAGGGCAAUCACCAACUCGGCCGAACUUAAAGCUAUGGAGAAUGUCACUUCCGACUCGAACAAGAUCCUUUCCGAGAAACUCGCCUUGACCCGCGAGAUGUCAUCCUUACGGCCCGAGGUGGAGCAUCUACGAGCCCAAGUCGAGUCCAACCAAGGAUUGCUCGCCGAGAAACUAUCACUACAGCGCCAGCUGACCACCUUACAAGUUGAAGUCGAGAACGAGAAGCGUGCAUCCGCCCGCGCCAUGGCCAAGCAAGGAAAGAAGUCCCAACAGGACGAAGAACUCCAGAACGAAGUGGACGAGCUUCGAAAAGAGCUGGCCAAGGAGAAGAAGGAUCGGCUAAAGCUGGAUGCUGCUCUUACGAAGGCAGAGAAGGCCACAGAGAAGGCCCAGGCCGAACUCGAAGACCAACAGCAGGCAACGGAGCGCGCCCAGGCGAAGCUAGACAGAGCGAACAAGAAAUAUGCCAGUAAAGAUAGCGAGCGAGAUGAGCAACGCAACGCCGAACUUGAGGAACUUCGUGAACAGCUCGAACAGGAGAAGCGCGCACGCCAAAGAGCAGAGAAGGCCUCUAAGAAAGGAAGCGAUCGUGAUGCAGAGCUGGAGGAGCUUCGACAGGAAUUGGAGCAGGAGAAGCGCGAGCGCCAGAAAGCCGAAAAGACUAGCAAGAAAAGUAGCCCGCCCAAUGAUCCGCAAGCGGACGCCCUCCGGAAAGACUUGGAAGAGCAAAAGCGUGAAAACAGAAUGGCGGAGAAGGAAUAUCAGAGGACACUGGCCGAAAUACAAGGUCGCAACAACGUACUGGACGACAAGCUGAGUCAAUUCAGAGACAAGCUCCGAGCCACCAAGGAUAAACUCAAGGAGAAAGAAACCGAGCUUCUGAAAGCGCAGAGUGCGCUACCCGUGAGAGCGACGACCGAUGUGGCCUGUAAGGCAGCGAAGAAUGCUCGAAAACGCAUGGCGGCCUCAGUCGAACCGGAGGCUACGAAUCUUGGCACACCAGGAGACGGUUUCCCUGCAAAGAAGGCCAAGCGUGCCGCCUCUGUUGCGAUUGGUGACCAGUCGACCUUUUCGCUCACACCCUUCCUCAACCGUACGGCCAAUGUAGCCCCAGCCAGCCCAAUCACUGAAGAGCCGGAAGAAGAGGAGCAGGUUCCCGAGUCAGAAGCUACGCCUACCGCACCCCCCAAAAAGACCAUCAAGAAGGUUUCUCAGCGAAAGCCCAAACCACUCGCACCAUCCGCAUCCAACAAAGCAAAUGCCAAACCCCCCCCUCGCAAGAAGACCGCUAUUCCCACCCUUGAGAAAGUGACUGAAGAAGCAUCUGAACUUUCCGAGGACAAGGAAUCGUCCGAGAACGCUCUAGUCAUCAUCCCGCUCAAGGAUGCAGACGAUGGAGCAACAAAGGAGAAAACUCUCGUUCCCAAGAUCAAGCCUCGCAAAUCUCUAAUGUCCUUCGCUAACUUUAUGGAGGAGCCCGCGGCCGAAAAGAAGAAGAAGCGCAAGCUGGGAGGUAGCAGCAACUCUGGCCUGGGAAAGACGUUAUUUGACGAUGAUGAGGAUGUGAGGCCGGUUAAGCCCACGGCCGGCAAAAGCAUCUUUGCAGCCCGAGCCUUGGGGAAGAGUGUCCUUGGUAAAGGACCCUCGCGUCCCAUCAGCGGUGGGUAUAAUAUGAUGAGUGAGGAGAAUUUCACAUUCUCUCCGUUGAAGAAGGAUAGGCGCAAUGCUUCCAUCUUAAAGUAG